GAAUCACCAUUGAAAGUCAAACGCGCCGAGGUACUGUAGCUGUCUUGGAGCCAUCCCUCCUCCUCCUUUCUUGAUCUGCCCGAUGGUUCAUUCAUCUUGCCGGAGAUUGGUCAGAAUCUCUGAGUUAUGAGCGAAAAAGUGACUCUUUCUCUCUCUUCACCUCGAACGUUUACCGUCUUUGACAUGCCCCGUUUGUGAUUCUUUACUGGUUCUUCGUUCCUGCAUCCUCGGAUGAUGUCGAGAGCAAGAAGCAGCUUCCUUUGCUAUCAGUAAAUCCGUGACGGAACACUAGCAGGGUUGCUGUAUAGAGCUCAGUGGAUUUGUUGAAGCAGUAAUAUCUCGAUCCCGGAUUCGGGUUUAGCUCCGUUUCUUGCCCCCGCAGAGAGCUUGAGGUUCUUGGGAUAGUAGAACUUGUUUGCUCCUAAAGAGGUUGUCUUGGGGAAGCAGUGUUUGGGAUGGUGGAGAAGGAAAGUGGAAAACCCGAACCCUCCGCCGAGGAGGAGGAGGAGGAGGAUGCCAUGUCUAUGGAGGAAACGGGGCCUCCCAAAGGAGGAAGGCUCGGUCAGCUCUUCUCGGCCCCAAUUCUCUGGCUCAGAAUGCUGUCGGAUGAGAUGCACUGGAGCUUCGUACUGGGUGUGGUGUUUGUUUACGGCAUUAAUCAGGGGCUAGGCGGGGCUCUCGCGAAGGUCGGGACGGAGUACUACAUGAAGGACGUUCAGAAGGUGCAGCCUUCGGAGGCGCAGAUUUAUUCGGGAAUUACUUCGAUCCCUUGGAUUAUUAAGCCCAUCUGGGGACUUCUCACGGAUGUAGUCCCUAUCUCCGGGUAUAGGAGGCGGCCAUAUUUCAUUCUUGCAGGUUCUCUCGGGGUGCUCUCGAUGCUUCUCUUGUCACACUAUAAGGUCCACCUUGUACUUGCCCUGGCUCUUUUAACAGCAGGAAGUACUGGAGUUGCAAUAGCAGAUGUAACCAUAGAUGCAUGUGUUGCACAGAAUAGCAUUGCUCACCCUUCUCUCGCCGCUGAUAUGCAAAGCCUGUGUGCUUUAAGUUCGUCAGUCGGAGCGCUUGUCGGGUUCUUCAUCAGUGGAAUACUGGUUCACCUAAUUGGUCCCAUGGGCGUAUACGGUUUUCUGGUUAUCCCAUAUUUGCUGGUGCUUUCAGUGGGAAUCACGCUGAAUGAACCUCACGUGGGCAACUUUGAUUACCAGCAGAUAAACAGGAACUUUCUCGAUGCCGGAAAAGCCAUGCUGACAACACUCAAGUGCCCAAGCGUGUGGAGGCCCUGUAUAUAUAUGUACUCUUCCCUUGCUCUAAGCCUGAACAUCUUUGAAGGCAUGUUCUACUGGUACACAGAUGCGAAAGGAGGCCCGAAUUUCUCUCAGGAGACGGUGGGCUACCUAUUUUCAAUCGGUUCGAUCGGCGCCCUCCUGGGAGCGUUACUCUACCAACAUUCCCUCAAAGACCACCCCUUCCGAGACCUCCUCCUAUGGACCCAGCUCUUCUAUGGAGUGUUGGGGAUGCUAGACCUAAUCCUUGUCGUGCGCAUAAACACAAAGUUCGGCAUACCAGACCAAUACUUUGCUGUGAUCGAUGAAUGUGUAUCCCAGAUGAUUGGGAGGCUAAAGUGGAUGCCUUUACUCGUUCUUAGCUCAAAGCUUUGUCCCCCCGGGAUCGAGGGCACGUUCUUCGCCCUCCUGAUGUCGAUUGAUAAUAUGGGCCUGCUCUCAUCAUCAUGGGGAGGGGGCCUACUGCUGCACAUAUUAGGCGUCACGAGGACAAGAUUCACUAAUUUGUGGUUGGCCAUUUUGGUACGUAACCUGUUGAGGGUAUCCCCUCUGUGCCUGCUGUUCUUGGUGCCCCGGGCUGAUCCUAGCUCGUCCAUUCUCCCGGAUGGAAUGCUGAGUGCGAGCGAGGAGACUGGAGAUGGGAAACUCGAGGCUGAGGAGAACAUUGAGUUGGUUUCCCUUGUUAGCCGUGUCGAUAGAAGCUAGUUAACAGGAAAAAAAGAAAAGAAAAAGACCAUAUCAAUACAGCCAUCUUUCCUGCCACCGGAGUAAUUAGAUUGCCCCAGAAUUUGAAGAAGGGCAAGAGAUUGUGUUCUUCAUCAUGUUCGUCAUGUUUUUUCCUUUUGCUGUAUCUCCAAUUCAAUGUUAUACACGUAUGCACAUGUUUUUUGGAUCAAGUGAGGAACGGCAAAAAAGGGGGGAAAAAUAGUGUUGCUAAUGUCCAAGUUCUAUAUGUAUCUGCAUGGGUCUCCAUCCAAUGUCUUUAGAAAAUUCUCGUUACAGGUAGUGAUGCAGUUAACAUAUCUUAGCUGCAAUUUAGGAAUUUGAAACUCACCGUAAGUAUCCCGUGAUUAGGGCAAAUUUAAG
Molecule: messenger RNA, 2369 nt
Organism: Punica granatum (pomegranate)
Lineage: Eukaryota; Viridiplantae; Streptophyta; Magnoliopsida; Myrtales; Lythraceae
Source: RefSeq, a predicted model, not a curated record